Umbelopsis ramanniana AG is the source of this 1494-nucleotide messenger RNA. RefSeq lists its product as uncharacterized. Gene Ontology annotation, cellular component: fungal-type vacuole membrane. Lineage: Eukaryota; Fungi; Mucoromycota; Umbelopsidomycetes; Umbelopsidales; Umbelopsidaceae. Gene Ontology annotation, molecular function: transmembrane transporter activity. Gene Ontology annotation, biological process: transmembrane transport. The transcript has 6 exons. The record is from RefSeq and is a predicted model, not a curated record. The coding region runs from base 1 to 1494 and encodes 497 amino acids.
AUGACUUUAAUGGAAGAAGACCCAAUGCAAUCAAAUGCUGCUGAGCAGCAUUCACCCAUACAGAACAUCUGGACAUCUGAACCCAUGAUUGUUGAAAAUGAUGGGGUAGGCGAGAUAUCAAUGACUACCUUGAUGACGGCUGAUGUAGGCAGUGAAUCUUCAGACGCACUGCCUGAGAACGGAGAGCCUCCUUCCCGAACAGAAUUCUCUCUACCGCCAGUAGAUAAGGGCAUUAAUGCUAUCUUAAUUUUGAUUUGCGGCUUUUUUGUGGAAGGUUGUACAUAUGGCUUGCCGCUUUCUUAUUCUAUUUUCCAAAAUUAUUACUCCACACAACCCGAGUUUCAGGAUGCAGGCAUUACUUCUUUAGUAUCAGUAGGUGCCUUAUGGAGUGGUUUGACGCUUAUGGGAGCUGGUCUUGUAGCGGCAUUGAGUGCGCGGUUCAGUCUAAAGACGCUCAUGUACGCGGGUUCGUUCAUUAUGGCCUCUGGGCUAAUCGGGGCGUCUUUUGCCACCAAUGUUUGGCAUUUGAUACUAACGCAGGGCGUUGUUCUUGGAAUUGGGUCUAGCUUUGUAUCGAACGCAUUCAUGCCUUUUGUGCCCAUGUGGUGGUUCAAGUAUAGAGGCAUUGCCACUGGGAUUAUCUUCUCCGGCGCAGGUCUGAUGGGGUUGGUGACUCCUAUCGCCAUUGAGAGAUCACUAGCCGCGGUGGGCUUCCGAUGGACCCUACGAAUUUUAAGUCUGUUCACACUUGUGCUGUGCUUAAGCUCAAGCUACGCUGUGCGAACUCGCUACCUGCCUGAUGCAUCUGGGACUAUGCGCGUAUCGUUCACAGGCAAAGACUUUCGCUUCUUGACCAGCCGCAAAUUUAUUAUUCUAGGUGCAUGCGUACUGUUUCAAGGCCUUGGCUAUUUCAUUCCCAACUUGUUCAUACAACCUUAUGCCUUAUCUGUGGGUGUGCCUGUACAGACUUCGACAACGCUGGUUUCAGUCAUGAACGCCAUGACAGUUGUGGGUCAAUUGAUGCUUGGACAUGUAUGUGAUCGAUAUGGUUACUGGAAAGCGUUGGUCAUUUCUUCAACAACGGCUUCUCUGAGUACAUUAGUUCUCUGGCGAAUGGCAGGUUCCUCGCUUACCACGAUAUUUGUCUAUGUUAUCAUUUAUGCUGGCUUUGGGGCCGGAUUUACCACCUGUUUCCCAGGUAUGGUUGCAGAUAUUGCUGACGAUCCAAAUCAAUUUGUAUUAAUAAGUGGUAAGAAAAGACGCAGUGGAGCAUUCAUGUGUGGCUGCGUACUCAUUGUUUCCCUAGGCGCUUUUAUGAUGCUGCGAGGCACUGGCAACAUUGUCGGGAAUCCGCUGGGAUCCAUUUUUCUGACCACAUCUUCAAGUGUUCAAGCCGGUUGGAACGAGAUUACGUAUUUUGUCGGCGGCUUUCUGCUGUUGAGUGCUGUAUUUGGCGGCAUUCGAGGUAUCAUGUCCAUUCAAUCCCGUGUGUGA